CUUUUUAGGGCUCAUGUAAUCAAAGAAGUUUCUUUGUUGUGUGUAACUUUUCAGAACACAACAGGAAUUGAAAAUGAAUCAGAACGCCACCGAGCCUGUCGCAGCUGCUGAGAGCCUGGCUGAGGUCCCUGAGCACGUGCUUCGAGGGCUUCCGGAGGAAGUGAGGCUUUUCCCAUCUGCCGUUGACAAGACUCGGAUUGGUGUCUGGGCCACUAAACCAAUUUUAAAAGGCAAAAAGUUUGGGCCAUUUGUUGGCGAUAAGAAAAAAAGAUCUCAGGUUAAGAAUAAUGUGUACAUGUGGGAGGUAUAUUACCCAAAUUUGGGAUGGAUGUGCAUUGAUGCCACCGAUCCAGAGAAGGGGAACUGGCUGCGAUAUGUGAAUUGGGCUUGCUCAGGAGAAGAGCAAAAUUUAUUUCCACUGGAAAUCAACAGGGCCAUUUACUAUAAAACGUUAAAGCCAAUCGCGCCGGGCGAGGAGCUCCUGGUCUGGUACAAUGGGGAAGACAACCCCGAGAUAGCAGCUGCGAUUGAGGAAGAGCGAGCCAGCGCCCGGAGCAAGCGGAGCUCCCCGAAAAGCAGGAAAGGGAAGAAAAAAUCCCAGGAAAGUAAAAACAAAGCAAACAAAGCUGAAGACAUACCUCUGAAGACAAGCGAGCCAGAUUCUGCUUCUGCAACUAUGAGAGAUUCUGCAGAAGGUCCCAAAGAAGAGGACGAGAAGCCUUCAGCCUCCGCAGCCGAGCAGACGGCCGUUCUUCAGGACGUGGUUCGUCAGGAUGUGCUUCCAGAACUCGUCUCCUCCACGGCCUACGAGCCACACGCAGAACCAGAUGAGAAGCCAGGACCCGAGAACUGUGAGGUGAACGAUUUGGAGGAAGAGGAGGAUGAGGAGGAAGAUGAAGAUGAUGAGCUAGAAGAAGAGGGGGAGGAAGAAGCUGACGCGCCAAACGAAAGUUCUGGGAAAGAGCCAGAAAUCCGAUGCGAUGAGAAGCCCGAAGAUUUAUUAGAGGAACCAAAACAUGUUUCAAGAGAGACUCCUGAAGGCUCGCCAGGGGUCACACCUGUCAGCAGAACUCCCAGAACGAAAGAGGAGGCCAACGGUGAUCUGUUUGAAACGUUUAUGUUUCCGUGUCAGCACUGCGAAAGGAAGUUUACCACCAAGCAGGGGCUCGAGCGCCACAUGCACAUCCACAUAUCCACGGUCAAUCACGCCUUCAAGUGCAAGUACUGCGGGAAAGCGUUCGGCACGCAGAUCAACCGGAGGCGGCACGAGCGGCGCCACGAGGCGGGGCUGAAGCGGAAGCCCAGCCUCACGCUCCCGCCGUCGGAAGACCCUGCCCAGGGCAGAGCGCCUGCAGACGGCCUUGCUCCAAAAGACGACCCGACUCCUCCCAGUGUGGGGCAGGACUCUCUGCUCCUGCGGUCGGAGAAGGCGCCCCGAGAAAACGUCAGUCCAUCCGUUGCUGAGGAGAACGGGGACGUUAAGGAGCUUCAUCCGUGCGAGUACUGCAAGAAGGUUUUCGGGACGCACACGAACAUGAGACGGCACCAGCGCCGAGUGCACGAGCGCCACCUGAUCCCCAAGGGCGUGCGGCGGAAAGGGGGCCUCCUGGAGGAGCCGCACCCUCCCGCAGAGCAGGCCCCGCCCGCCCCGAGCGUCUACGUGCCCAGCACGGAGCCCGAGGAGGACGGGGAGGCCGACGACGUGUACAUCAUGGACAUCUCCAGCAACAUCUCCGAGAACCUGAACUUCUACAUCGACGGCAAAAUUCAGACCAGCAGCAGCACGAGUAACUGUGAUGUGAUUGAGAUGGAGUCCGGGUCGGCCGACUUGUACGGUAUCAAUUGUCUGCUUACUCCGGUCACGGUGGAGAUCACGCAGAGCGUAAAGGCGCCACAGGCCCCCGUAACCGACGAUCUUCCUAAAGAGCCUUCCAGCAGCACAAACAGUGAGUCCAAGAAGCGGAGAACAGCGAGUCCUCCCGCGCUCCCUAAAAUCAAAGCCGAGACGGAGUCUGAGCCCUCGGUGCCCUCGUGUUCCUUACUGCCUCUGAGCAUAUCCACUUCGGAGGCCGUGUCUUUCCACAAAGAGAAGAGUGUGUACCUGUCCUCAAAGCUCAAACAGCUGCUUCAAACCCAGGACAAGCUCACUCCUCCCGCGGGCAUCUCGGCGACAGAAAUACCCAAGUUAGGUCCUGUGUGCGUGUCUGCUCCUGCGUCGAUGCUGCCCGUGACCUCGAGUAGGUUUAAGCGGCGGACCAGCUCUCCCCCCAGUUCCCCCCAACACAGUCCUGCUCUCCGAGACUUUGGAAAGCAAAGCGAUGGCAAAGCGGCGUGGACCGAUGCCGUUCUGGGUUCCAAAAAACCCAAAUUAGAAAGUCACAGCAACUCACCAGUGUGGAGUCUGUCUGGGAGAGAGGAGCGGGAAACGGUGAGCCCACCGGGCUUCGAGGACUAUAAGGGGUCUAAGGAGUGGGUGGCCGCGCCUGCUUUCAGCAACGUGUGCAACCAGCAGCCGCUGGAUUUAUCCAGCGGCGUUAAGCAGAAGGCCGAGGGCACAGGCAAGGCCCCCGUCCAGUGGGAGUCUGUGUUAGAUCUCAGUGUGCAUAAGAAGCCUUGUAGUGACUCCGAAGGCAAGGAGCCGAAGGAGAACCAUCUGGGGCAGGCAGCCUGCAGCACCGCCAAGAGAAAGAAGCCCACCACCUGCAUGCUGCAGAAGGUUCUUCUCAACGAGUACAAUGGUGUUGAUUUACCUGUGGAGAACACCGCAGAUGUGGCGCAGAGCCCGAGUCCUUGUCAGGCCCUGGAUCCCCCUCCGGACCCUGGCCUUGGCCCUGAUGCUGGCUUCUCGGCCCCUGUGGUGGAGUCCCCACCUGAUGGCCCACCUUCCUCACCUGGCCCACAGACAGCUUCUCUCUCCGCCGGGCAGCUGCCUCCACUCUUGACUCCGACGCAUCCCUCUUCCCCCCCAGCCUGUCCUCCUGUGUUGACUGUUGCCACGCCACCCCCGCCGCUCCUUCCUACUGUCCCUCCUCCAGCCCCCUCUUCCGGGGCAUCUCCCCAUCCGUGUCCCUCUCCGCUCUUGAAUGCUACCCUGCAGUCACCACUUCCCAUUCUGUCCCCUACAGUGUCUCCCUCACCAUCUCCCAUCCCUUCCGUGGAGCCGCUCACGUCUGCUGCUUCGCCUGGACCCCCGACCCUUUCCUCGUCUUCCUCGUCCUCUUCCUCGUCUUCAUUCUCCUCCUCAUCCUCCUCCUCUUCCCCCUCGCCACCACCGCUCUCGGCAGUAUCAUCCGUUGUUUCCUCGGGGGAUAAUCUGGAAGCUUCCCUCCCCAUGAUAACUUUCAAGCAGGAGGAACUAGAGAAUGAAGAUCUGAAGCCCAGGGAGGAGCCCCCGUCUGCGGCUGACCAGGAGAUUGUUCAGGAAACGUUCAACAAAAACUUUGUCUGCAAUGUCUGUGAAUCACCUUUUCUUUCCAUUAAAGAUCUGACCAAACAUUUGUCUGUCCACGCGGAAGAAUGGCCCUUCAAAUGUGAAUUUUGCGUGCAGCUCUUUAAGGCUAAAACUGAUCUGUCAGAACAUCGCUUUUUGCUUCAUGGAGUGGGGAAUAUCUUUGUGUGUUCAGUUUGUAAAAAAGAGUUUGCUUUUUUGUGCAAUUUGCAGCAGCACCAGCGAGAUCUCCACCCGGAUAAGGUGUGCACACACCAUGAGUUUGAGAGCGGCACGCUGAGGCCCCAGAACUUCACAGACCCCAGCAAGGCCCACAUAGAGCAUAUGCAGAGCUUGCCGGAAGACCCUCUGGAAACCUCGAAAGAGGAAGAAGAAUUAAACGAUUCCUCCGAAGAGCUCUACACAACCAUAAAAAUAAUGGCUUCUGGAAUAAAGACAAAAGACCCAGACGUUCGACUGGGUCUCAAUCAGCAUUACCCAAGCUUUAAACCGCCUCCAUUUCAGUACCAUCACCGGAACCCCAUGGGGAUCGGCGUGACGGCCACGAAUUUCACCACGCACAACAUCCCGCAGACUUUCACCACUGCCAUUCGCUGCACCAAGUGUGGAAAGGGCGUUGACAACAUGCCGGAGUUACACAAACACAUCCUGGCGUGCGCCUCUGCUAGUGACAAGAAGAGGUACACCCCCAAGAAAAACCCCGUCCCCUUGAAGCAGACUGUACAGCCCAAGAACGGCGUGGUGGUUUUCGAUGGCUCGGGGAAGAGCGCCUUCCGGCGGAUGGGGCAGCCCAAGAGACUGAACUUCAGUGUCGAGCUCAGCAAGAUGUCCUCGAACAAGCUCAAGCUAAACGCACUGAAGAAAAAAAACCAGCUUGUCCAGAAAGCAAUCCUGCAAAAAAACAAAUCUGCGAAGCAGAAGGCCGACCUGAAGCCCGCCUCGGGGUGCUCCUCGCACGUCUGCCCGUACUGUCACAGGGAGUUCACGUACAUCGGGAGCCUGAACAAGCACGCCGCUUUCAGCUGCCCCAAAAAACCGCUCUCUCCUUCCAAAAAAAAAGCUGCCCAUUCAUCCAAGAAAGGCGGACACCCACCACCUGCAAGUGGUGACAAAAACAGCGGCCACCGCAGGCGGACCGCCGACGCCGAGAUCAAGAUGCAGAGCGUGCAGGCUCCCCUGGGCAGGACCAGGGCGCGCAGCUCCGGCCCGGCCCCCGUCCCGCUGCCCUCCUCAGCCUUCAGGUCCAAGCAGAAUGUCAGGUUCACGGCUUCGGUGAAGUCCAGAAAGCCAAGCUCCUCCUUAAGGAACUCGAGCCCGAUACGGAUGGCCAAAAUAACCCACGUAGAGGGGAAAAAACCCAAAGCCGUGGCCAAGAAUCACUCUGCUCAGCUCGCCAGCAAGACGUCCCGGAGCCUGCAUGUGAGGGUCCAGAAAAGCAAGGCCGUCUUACAGAGCAAAUCCGCUCUGGCCAGUAAGAAAAGAACAGACCGGUUCAAUGUAAAAUCUAGAGAACGGAGUGGGGGGCCGGUCACCCGGAGCCUCCAGCUGGCAGCUGCUGCCGAGCCGGGCGACAGCAGGCGGGAGGAUGGUGGCGGCAAGCAGGAGCUGAAGGACUUCAGUUACAGUCUCCGCCUGGCGUCCCGGUGUCCGCCACCCGCCGCCCCGUACAUCACCAGGCAGUGUAGGAAUGUCAAGGCAGCGGCUGCAACCCAGUUCCAGGGACCCCUCUGCAAAGACUAGACCCUUCGCCUGCUCCCUGACAGCACCUGAAGUGACCUGGAGUCAGUGAAGCCAAAGGGACUGGCUGGCCCUCUGCCCCGCAGGGAGUACCGACCUAUUCCAGUUUUACGAGCCUGCGAGAGAAAGGGAGUGUGUGCGUGUGUGCGUGCGUGCGUGUGCGUGUGCGUGUGCGGUCUUCAGACGAGGGUCCCGAGCCCCGGGGCGCAGGAAGGCAGCUGACGCCACAGCGUGGACGACACUUGUGCGCGCGCGCGGCUCCCGGGACCGUGUUCUGCAGCUCCGCCUUCCUGCCGGGGCGGGGCCUCUCCUACUAUGCAAUUUUUCUAGAGCUCCCUGAUCCUGCUUUUCCCUUCUCGGGUUGUCUUUUGCGGGGACUGCGGUCUGGCUCAGGAGUCAGCCCCAGGCCUGUCCGAGGAAGGCGUCCGGGAGGAGGCCGAGUGUCCCUUCGAACCACCCCACCUUCCCUCGCCUUCCAGCAUCUCUGGGAACCAAGUCUCGCCCAUCGACGCCCUCGGCCUGCCCACUUCAAAACCCCCCCUUCUCUGCCUGAGCUGCUGGCUUGAGUCAUUUUCCAGAUUCGAAAUUCUAGGCAGUCCCUUGGCAUCUGGGAGAGAAGUCCCCGUUCCCAUUUGCAGAUCCGGUUCCCCCCUCCCCCCCGACCUUGGGAGAGGCAGGGGAUGGGACAGCAUGUGGCCGGUCGGGGAGGUCUCCCGGGUGCUUCUGUGCCCCCUCAGCGGGACCAUCUACACGCUAGCGACUGACCUUCCCACAUGAGCUGAGAAGGGAAGCCAGCAAAAAUCAGGAGAGGAAACGAAGUGGGAGGAUUAAGAAGCACAGGGGAAGACGAAGAGGUGUCUAGAGGCCACCAGUCGCCUGCCGGGGAGUGAUGACGCUGGACCCUGCUUCCUGCAGGGACGGCCGGUGUCUCGGAGAAACGGGUGAGCUGAGCUAGGAGUUUGGACCCAGUUCAGUGAGGGUCUUGGGUUUUGUGCCUUUGGGGCAGACCCCAGACACGGAGGUCUGAGACCACUUUGGCGCUGUUUGUUUCAGCUGUGUUUUCAGAAGUGAAGUACAAACCCACGGUGGAAGGAGAGAAGUGGGAGAACAUGAGUGGUCACACACAAAAAGGGACUUUUGUUUUUCAGGGCUACUAUGGUUGAUCUUGCAACUCUGUAAAUAUGUACGUAGACACUUUUAAAAGCACGUAUUUAUGUCCCUGACUGUAAAUGCCCCCCUUUUUAAAGUUUUAUAACUUGUGUUAUUUAAUUAAUCAGUCGACUGGCUGCAGUGUAGGGUCUGAUGAGGUCUCAUGAGAUCCUCACAUGGACAGAGAAGCGCUGAUCGCUGGCCUACAUCACGGUUUUCCAUUUGCCACCCAGCUACGCACCGUCGUUUGUUUUUAAAUUUCCGUAAGCGGGAAGCCCGUGGCCCACUCCUAAAAUGAACCCUCACAAGCAUGAAAGGUUGUGGCUGUUCCUGAUCCCCACGAUACAAUUUUGUCCCAUCGAUGUUGACACUCGUGAACGGUACCCCAGCUUCUCCGUUCUCAAGGGCUCCCCCUUUAGGCAGCAAGGAAGGCUCACGAACCCAAAGCUUCGAAAGAAAGUCCCCUUCAGCCAAUGGUGGAUUCCAGAAGUGCCGCUGGGGCCCCCGGGGGGCCGCUCACUGUGCAUGUGCAGACGUGCCGGUGGGUUUUCGGCCCUCUCAGACCAGGGCACAGGAGAGUCCCGGCCGUGACGAUGGGGGUGGUCGUCGGAAGAGUGGUGUCUGCUGGUCCGCGGUGGUUUGGGGGCGUGGGUUUGCGUCGCGGAAGAGGACGGCUCUGUGUCUGCCAUGUGAAGAAAAGUAACAAUAAAAGUGUGAAGCGCAAUUGUAAGGACCGUG
Messenger RNA from Suricata suricatta (meerkat), 7072 nucleotides. It is a transcript of the gene PRDM2, whose product is annotated as PR/SET domain 2. Gene Ontology annotation, molecular function: protein binding; histone methyltransferase activity; RNA polymerase II transcription regulatory region sequence-specific DNA binding. Gene Ontology annotation, cellular component: nucleus. The record is from RefSeq and is a predicted model, not a curated record. NCBI's taxonomy places the organism in Eukaryota, Metazoa, Chordata, Mammalia, Carnivora, Herpestidae. Gene Ontology annotation, biological process: regulation of transcription by RNA polymerase II. Bases 74 to 5188 code for a protein of 1704 amino acids. The transcript has 9 exons.